AUGUCCCUCAUCUCUGCUGUGACCCGCAAACGUAAAAAAUGCCUCAGUGCCCACCUGCAGGGCAGCAGCACUGACGAGGACUCUGAGCAUGAGCCCGUCAAAGCCAGCAACUACGGUGCAGAAGAAGGAGGAGGAGGAGGAGGGGGAGAAGAGGAGGGGAAGGAAAGAGGAGAGGAAGACAAGGGAGAUCGUACAGAUCCUGAUCCAGUAAAAUGGGAUGAAAAGGAAAACAGAGUGAAAGCUGAAGAGACCACGGAAGUAAAAGAUCAGAAGGUGGGAGAAGAAGCUUCUGGAAAGGAUCCCAGGGACAGGAAAGGAAAAGGGGAUCCACGUUUUGUCCCCUCACAACAACAGAUGAAUACCACAAACUCAAGACCAUCACCAGUGACUAACCCCCCUUCCCGUUAUAGACCUCACAAUCCAGCCCGAGGACGCCCCCCUGUCCCAUUCUGGAUUAGUCCCACAAGGCCUCCCAACAUUUGCCAUGGCCCUACCUUUUAUGGAAACCAGCACCCAGACUGGAACCAGUCAGCGCCAGUCCGCUACAGGAAGACCAGAGGUGGGAGGACGAGGGCAGUGUCCAUGAAUCUGGAUGUUGAGUUUGGUAGGAGUGACGAUAGAGUCAGAGGAUGGAGGGCAGAGAGGGUGGAGGUAGUCCGAGUCAUAGAUGGAACAUCAGGUCAGCGGGGACCUGUUGGGGUUCCUCAGGGAUCGAUUUCAGGUCCUCAGUCAAUAGAUCCCCUCCCUCGUCUCCCCAAGGAAGCUCCAUCUUUUUCCACCUCAGCCUCUGGAGUGAUAGAACAGAACCCUGCAGGACCCUCUGCUGUGGUCUUGAGGAGAUCAGCCCUGGACCCACGGGACACGACAAGAAGGUGGCGUCGUCACACAGUGGUAGUUUAA
Molecule: messenger RNA, 900 nt
Organism: Xyrichtys novacula (pearly razorfish)
Lineage: Eukaryota; Metazoa; Chordata; Actinopteri; Labriformes; Labridae
Source: the annotation of a GenBank genome assembly